AUAAUAUUUUCUAUCUUUAUAAAGAGAGAGAUUUUUUUAUCUAGCACUACUCAUACUUUGUAUAUACAAAGGUAAGUUAACACAUUCGGGUCCAUGCUCGAGCAUAGUAUUUUAAUACAAUGAACGGCGCUCAAGCCUCACUCGAGCGCACGUUUUCAUGGACUAACAUGUGCUUGCUCGAGCGAUAAACGGGCUUGGAUUGCCGGGCGUUCUUUCCACAGUCGUCGUAGUACUAUCGGUUGCCGCUAGAUGGCAUCUGCUGUACUGUUUUACGUUUGAAGCUGCUUCGGGCGUGUUUCAUCGUGCCAGGGGAAUUACCGCGGUUUUGUUGCAGUAGAAAUGGCAAAGAGAUCGUGCGAGAGCGACGAAUUUUUUGAACAUGAUGAAUUUUAUGCUUCUGGUUCAGAAGCUGAUAACUGCAGUUCUGAUUCUUUGUAUGAACAAUCGUCUGAAUAUUCUGACACAUCAGGUUUGUAUGCAAUUAUUCAAAACCUGCCGAAUGAGCUUGAAACUUGUUUUACCUAUGUAUAAAAAUUAUUAUUUUUGUACAUAUCUUACCCAGGAUGUUUUUUUUAUUACAGAUGAAGAUUUUGCAAAAAUAAGGAAACAGAAGAGCAGUUUUACACAGAAAACGGGACUUUCACAAGCUCGUCCAUCACAGACACCUGAUACAGGUACUGAUAGUGCUUCGUAUUUUUUCCCCUUGUGUAUUGCAGAUAUUUUACAUUAGCUCUUGGACCCUUACAUGUAAAUGCGAAUGUCACAUUAUGUUUUAGAUGAAGACGAUGUUCCGCUAGUCCACAUUGCGCAGCUGAGCAAUGCGAAUAGACAAGACCACUCGGAUAAACCUAGCACAAGUAACGUUUCUGAUUCCAAUACAAGAACACGAUUACCAGCAAAUGAAAAACCUGGAGUCAUUCGCUGGGUAUCAAUGGCCAACCAACCACAGCUGCCGGUUUUUGAGGAAGCAUCUGGCAUUCUUAUCGACAUUGAUGAAACUUCCGAUGAACUUACCUGUUUCUCUAAUUUUUUUGGCACAGACGUCAUAAAAAAUAUAAAGACUGAAACAAAUCAAUAUGCAGGUACAAUGAUUGACAAUAUGAAACGGGCAAAAAAAUUGAAACUAAAUUCAAUGUGGCAGCGUUGGACUACUGUCAAGCUUCAAGAAAUAUAUUACUUCUUUGCAGUGAUCAUUCACAUGUGCUUAGUCAGGAAACCCAAGAUAACAGAUUAUUGGUCAAAUGACAACAUAAUGCACACUCCAUUUCCUGGGCGUCUCCUUAGCAGAGACAGAUUCCGGUCAAUAUUAUUCAUGUUACACAUAAAUGACAAUGCUACUUACGUACCAAGAGGACAAGAAAAUCACGACCCUCUACAUAAAGUCAGGCCGUUUUUCAAUCAUUUUGUCCGUCAAUGUAAGGCCUGUCUUUAUCCAUCAGAAAACCUGACAAUUGAUGAAGGAAUGUGUCCUUUUCGAGGACGUUUACACUUCCGUGUUUAUAUAAAAAAUAAACCUCAUAAGUAUGGUAUAAAGUUAUAUAUUCUUUGUGACACCAAUACAGGAUAUGUCCUAAACUGUGAGGUUUAUACUGGUGGUGCUGGAAGUGUGGAAAACUCUAUUGAGAGUCUUGUCCGGAGAUUGUUUCAUGAUUAUUUUCAUAAGGCGCACACAAUUUACAUGGACAGAUUUUAUUCAAGUCCUACAUUAUUCUAUAAGUUAAAAACCCUGGCUGUGGGUACGGUACAAAAAAACCGCAAAGGCUUGCCACCUGAACUGAAAUGCAAAGAACUUGCAAGAGGUGAAGCAAUUUUUCGCAGGUGCGGUCCUUUGUUGGCUGUAAAGUGGAAGGACACACGUGAUGUGUACUGCCUCUCCACAAAGCACAAAGCCACAUGCAGUGAAGUCACUGUAAGAAGCAGAGGUGGCUUAGUUGCUAAAACCAAACCCGAUGUUGUACUUGACUACAAUAUAAACAAAACUGGUGUUGAUCAUGUUGAUCAAUUACUCAGUUACUACCCCUUUCAAAGAAAAUCAAUGAAAUGUGUGGUGGCCUUGGGGAGAGGCCGACCCUGGCCGGGGUUAGUGGCCGGUCAUCGCUCUGGGCCAGUGUUCCCAGGAAAACUUGGAGAGGUGGGGGGUGUGGGUGCUGCUGAUGACAGUGGGAAAGAUGCUCUACAGGACCCGGAGGCGUGA
Molecule: messenger RNA, 2194 nt
Organism: Bacillus rossius redtenbacheri
Lineage: Eukaryota; Metazoa; Arthropoda; Insecta; Phasmatodea; Bacillidae
Product: piggyBac transposable element-derived protein 4-like
Exons: 3
Coding region: 752-2194 (480 amino acids)
Source: RefSeq, a predicted model, not a curated record